AUGGACGGAGAAUCUCGUCUCCUCUCCGCGUUCGUUUAUCCAGAAGAUAUAUCAAUUAUCACAACUGCAAUGCACACUUUCGGAAAACAAGCAACAUGUCGAUAUUAUGACUGUAAUCGAAUUGAAAUUCACUCCGCAAGAUUCGAAUCUCGUGUCUGGCCAUUGGCUGUAAUCAGUUGUCCACGGAGAUUCGGAGCAGAAUUUGUUAGUGUUAGUUUUGGAAAUGAAGAGGAAAUUGAGGAGUUCAGAGAACCGAUUCCACUGAUAAACAGGGUAUAUGAAAAACCAAUUCAUGAGCUAUCAGUUUGUGUUGGGCCACUAUAUGGGAAUGAGAGUAAAUGGUUGGAAAUCAUUGAAUACGUGGAACAUUAUCGUCUUUUGGGAACUUCAUUUUUCUAUUUCACUUUAUUCAAUAUGAACGAAUACGAUCGGAAAAUAAUUGAUGACUAUGAGAGAUUAGGAAUAGCUGAAUCUACAAAAUACGUGACAGAAUAUUUGAGACUUGGAUGGAUGUCUCAUCUCAUUCAGACUCAUGAAUGUCAUUAUCGGAGUAAAUUUCAUUCAAAAUGGGUUGUCAAUAUGGAUAUUGAUGAACGAUUGAUAUACACGGGACCAUUCAAUUUAAGACAUUAUCUCCGAUCAAUGCCAUCGAAUAUCGGAGAAGUCAGUUUUACAACGAAUCGAGUGUUGAAAACAGAAGAGAAUCCUUCGAAGUACGUAUCAGAAUCUCAACUUUUAUCUGAUUUAAUGUUCCUGAAAUACAACAAAACGACUGAAAUCAGUUGGUAUAAUCUGAAAGGAAUCAUCCGUCCCGAAAUGGUUGCUCUUUUGUUUUAUCACUGGUCAUUUUUCCAAUUCGAAGGAGUCAAAGUGAUGUCGGCACCAAAGAGAAUUGGUCAUGUCAGACAUUACCGAAAUAUUGACACGACAGCAUUAAAUGGAAAUUGGAUGGAAAAUUAUGAUGGAAAGUUACGAAUAACUCGAUUAUCUUCAUCAUUCGAGAAGAAAUUGAUAAUGGCAGUGAGAAGAAAAGUGAAAUAUGUAUAUGAUCAAAGAGGGAUUCGAUGCGAAGAGAUUCCAGAAUGGUUGUCUUCGAGAUAUAAAAGAGAACUUCUGGAUUGCAAAUUUAGAUAUGAAUAG
This is a messenger RNA of Caenorhabditis remanei, 1140 nucleotides long. RefSeq lists its product as uncharacterized. Bases 1 to 1140 code for a protein of 379 amino acids. The record is from RefSeq and is a predicted model, not a curated record. The transcript has 7 exons. Lineage: Eukaryota; Metazoa; Nematoda; Chromadorea; Rhabditida; Rhabditidae.